Misgurnus anguillicaudatus (oriental weatherfish) is the source of this 3227-nucleotide messenger RNA. NCBI's taxonomy places the organism in Eukaryota, Metazoa, Chordata, Actinopteri, Cypriniformes, Cobitidae. The record is from RefSeq and is a predicted model, not a curated record.
AAGAGUCUUGAUUUGAAGUCAGUAAGCUCCUCCCCUUUUAAGGAUCCUGAGUAUCAGGAGCUUCUUACUGGUGGAAGAUGAUUAAAUUCCCAGCACAGACUGGCUCACACUGAUCACUCUGGGCAUCUCUCUGCACAGGAGCUUACUGGAAACAGGGUCACCUGAAGCUUGUUUGAUCCCAGUGUGUAGAGCCACACCACCAACAUGACCAAGAGCAGUGGGGAGAAGCAGCGCGCGCGCAGUCGCGUGCAGCAGAUCCGCCAGGGAAUUCAGGCCAGGUCCCUCAAAGCGAGGAAGACGGUGGAGGACAUCUCUAAAGAUGACGUCAAGACCUUUCUGAGGAGAAAUGCUUUUGUGCUGUUUACUGUUGGAGCCGUGGUUGUUGGCAUCACGCUUGGAUUUGCUUUGAGGCCGUACAAGAUGUCCUACAGAGAAGUGAAGUAUUUCUCCUUUCCUGGAGAAUUAUUGAUGCGAAUGCUGCAGAUGCUGGUGCUUCCUCUGUUGGUCUCAAGUUUAAUUACAGGCAUGGCAGCAUUGGACAGUCGUGCGUCGGGAAAGAUGGGCAUGCGUGCGGUCAUAUACUACAUGACUACAACUUUCAUCGCGGUGUUUAUCGGCAUCAUUAUGGUCCUGAUCAUCCAUCCGGGCAAAGGCUCAAAAGCUGAAUUCGCCAAACAGCAGAAGAUCGCGGAGGUCAGCCCCGCAGAUGCCUUCCUAGAUCUGAUCAGAAACAUGUUUCCACCCAAUCUGGUUCAGGCCUGCACUCAACAGUUCAAGACCCAGUACGGCAAGAGGACCAUACAAGUAAAGGUGCUAGUUAAUGACUCUAUAUUUAACCUAACUAAUGCAACCCAGGAGAUCACCAAAGAGGAGGUUAUUCCUCUGCCCGGCGCCACCAACGGGGUUAAUGCCCUCGGCCUGGUGGUGUUUUCAAUGUGCUUCGGUUUCAUCAUUGGGAACAUGAAGGAACAAGGAGAGGCUCUGAGAGACUUCUUUGACUCGCUCAACGAGGCCAUCAUGCGACUUGUUGCUAUUGUUAUGUGGUAUGCACCCAUCGGUAUCCUCUUUCUGAUCGCUGGAAAAAUCGUGGAAAUGGAUGAUAUCACCGCGAUGGGCGGACAGCUGGGCAUGUAUACGAUAACGGUCAUAAUUGGUCUCAUGAUACACGGCAUAAUCGUCCUCCCAACUUUGUACUUCGUCAUCACACGAAAGAACCCCGUCAUCUUCAUCACCGGUUUACUGCAGGCUCUCAUCACGGCUCUCGGUACAUCAUCCAGCUCGGCCACUCUCCCGGUCACCUUCAAAUGCUUGGAGGAGAAUAACAAAGUCGACAAACGUGUGACACGAUUCGUGCUUCCUGUCGGGGCUACGAUUAACAUGGAUGGAACAGCGCUGUAUGAAGCCCUGGCAGCCAUCUUUAUCGCUCAGGUUAACAACAUGGAAAUGAACUUCGGCCAGAUCAUAACUAUUAGCAUCACAGCCACUGCUGCAAGCAUCGGGGCGGCAGGAAUCCCUCAGGCUGGUUUGGUCACCAUGGUGAUUGUACUGACCUCUGUCGGACUCCCGACUGAUGACAUCAGCCUCAUCAUCGCAGUUGAUUGGUUCUUGGAUCGACUGCGCACCACGACCAAUGUCCUGGGAGACUCCAUAGGAGCUGGAAUUGUGGAGUUCCUGUCCAAAGAUGAGCUUCAGGGCGGCGAUGUGGAGUUGGGAAGCUCUGUGCUAGAGGAGAACGAAGUAAAGAAAGCUUAUCAGAUGAUCCCUCAUGAGAACGAAUAUGAGAACGAGAAGCCACCAGACAGUGAAACCAAGAUGUAGAGUCCAAAUAUCGUCCAAUAUGUCCAACCAAGGAUUUGUGUGAGCGUGUGUUUGUGCACCUGCAGUGGCCCCAUGAAGUAUUAGACAUGAUUGUAGAAUAAAAUAUAAGACCAAGUGUCAAUUAUUUUGAAGAAAUAUAGCACAAUAUUUUAAACAAAAUGUUUGUUGGAUUUUAGAAACAUACAUCUAUUUUUCAAAGUUAGGGCAAAAAGUAUUUGGACACUUUCUGGUUGUCAAUUUUUGUGAAACAAGUGCAUAUAAAUGUGAUUUCUUUGUGUAAGGAGAGCUGUAUUUGGUUACUUUGUUAGGCAGCUGUUUAAAACUGAAGGGAACUGACUUUAUGCAUCCAAUGAAAAUGAUAUUCAGACAAACUGGUUGAAAGUAAUGGUAAGUUAUGUAUGAAGAUAUGAAGUUAUUUCUGGAAGAUAAGGUUUGUGAAAGGUUUAAGACACUGUACCUGUUGACUGUUCAUUUCUUCAGAUUUGUUUUAUAUCAUGUGUUUCCAUUUUGUCCUUUUACAGCAAUUCUUCUCUUGGUUAUCUCUGAUAACUUGAUAAGAUGGGAGAGUUUUACCUUUACAGAAAAUAUAAUAACAAAUUUUAAAAUGUAUUUUAUAUUAAUUUUUCAUAAUUGUAAUUAGUUGAAAUGUGACUGUGGGUACAGAGUGCAUUUGUGUAUGGGUAAUAGCAGCAAGUAAAAAAAAAGAAAGUGAUACACUGGACUGAUUUUAAGGAAAAUUUUUGAUUUUCUCACUGUAAAUUAUUCAUCUGAUCAGCAGAGAGACAUGUGUUACAUUUUGUUUAUAUGACACUUUUGGCAUGGGAUAGAUCCGAAUGCAUGAUCAUCUAAACAAUGCGGAUAAAAUAUAUCAAACUGUAAAUAUCAGUUAUAUUUAGUUUUAUAAGCUGCUUUACACAUCUUUAUAUCUUAUUAAUAUUACUUAGUAUUUCAGCAGGUAAUACAGAUGUUUGAGUUUUCUUUGCAGUAUUCUCUACACACUUGCAUUUAUGAGAUUUUAUUGUUUUCUAUUAUCCUGCAAGAUUUUCUGACCCUUGUGUUGUCAUUUGCUAACAUGAAUAAUAAAUAAAAACAACAUUUAGCUGCUAGUGGUUGUUAACAAGAAUAGGGACUAAAUGUUUAUGUAUUAGGAGCCCUGUGAUUGCAAUGCCAUACAUCAUUUUAAAAAUAAAUGCUAUAUACACAAGCUGGACUCACAUUUACUCAACUUAACUGUAAUGUGUUGGUUUUUGCCUUUAAAAAAAGCUUAAUUUGCUGUAUAUUUCCUGUGAAGUCCCUCAAAAUGAAAUGGAUUAUUAGAUAUUUUAUAGAAUAUAAGAUUGUACAACAUAAAAUAUGAAUUGUAAUUGUUAAAUAUAGUUUUGAAUAAAAUGGCGAUGCAUCGUGUGAAA